Messenger RNA from Malaclemys terrapin pileata, 4711 nucleotides. RefSeq names its product zinc finger protein OZF-like. Bases 1612 to 2937 code for a protein of 441 amino acids. Gene Ontology annotation, biological process: regulation of transcription by RNA polymerase II. Lineage: Eukaryota; Metazoa; Chordata; Testudines; Emydidae. The transcript is spliced from 5 exons. Gene Ontology annotation, molecular function: DNA-binding transcription factor activity; RNA polymerase II cis-regulatory region sequence-specific DNA binding. The record is from RefSeq and is a predicted model, not a curated record.
UAAAGUCGUAGUGUAGACCAUGCCACAGAUACAUAGUCAAUAUCCAUAACUUCAGAUACAAACAUGAUCCAUGCACACAAAUAGGAUAAUCCUAUUCAGGAAACUAUAACUUUUCCAAUGACCCUGCACAUGACGCAUCUUGCACAAAAUACCUCAUAAUUAUGUCCUAAUCAUAUUAUAAUCCUACCACUAUGGUGAAUAUGGGGUGUAGUGUGAGAUAGGUAUUAAUUUCAAGACACAGGAAUUGUGAAUGGAACUUCCCCUCUUUGUGGAACAGGAAAUAACCCCCCAGCCAAGGCUGGGAAAAUUUCCCAGACUCUCAGUGCUGGAGCCUGAUUCUACUGACACUUUAUUAGUUACCACCACCCCCAAUCUUUGUGGCAACUCCAAACUUUGAGUGAUGAUUUUAUAUUCUCUUCUAGGUCAUUGAUAAGAAUGGCACAGGGCCAAGAUCCAAUCCUUGCGGGAACCCACUAGAAAGAAAUCCACUCGACCAUGGUUCCCCAUUUAAAAUCACAGUUUUUAAUCUAUUUAAUGUAUGCCAUGUGUAUUUUGCAUCUUUCUUGCCCAGUAUCAAUUUCAGACUAACACUCUUGUAAUUAGAGAGAUCAUCUCUUUUACACUUUGGCACAGCAUUAGCUUUAUUCCUGACUUAUGGAAUUUUCAGAGUGUUCCAAGUCCCAAUUAAAAUCAACAUUAACAGUCCAUCACGCUCCUCCACCAGGUCUUUCAAAACUCUUGUUAUCUGGACCCACUGAUUUAAACACAUCUAACUUUAAUGGAUGGUGUUUAACGUCCUCGUGAGUUACUGUUGGAAUGGAAAGGCUGUCGGCGUCAACAUCUUAUGAUAAGAGUUACAUCAUCUGUUUUUCUCCAAAUCCAGGAGAGAAAUAUUUAUUGAACACUUUUACCUCUUCUGCAUUAUUUUUGAUAAUUCUACCAUUUCCAUCUAGUAAUUUACCACUACCAUUGUUAGGAUUUAUGUUGUACUUAAUAUACUUUUAAAAACUUCCUUCUUAUUGUCAUUGAUUGAUCAUUGAUUUCUGAUAGCGUCCCUUACCAAUUUUCUACAAUUCUGAACUUCUAACUUAUAUUCUUUACUAUUGACUUCCCCUUUCUUCCAUGUAUUUUAUUUGGAGAGUGUUGGGAUUCCUAGCAGGGAGCCACCAGCAGGGUCCAGAGACAGUCCUAUCUCCUAUAUCAAGCUCUGGCUAGUAGGGGCUGGUGACUUUCGAGGAGGUGGCUGUGUAUUUCACCAGGGAAGAGUGGGCUCUCCUGCCCCCCACUCACAGAGCCUUCUACAGGGAUGUCAUGCAGGAGAACUAUGAGACGGUGGUCUUACUGUGCACUGGGAUCUUAACCCACAAUUCCAAUGGGCGCGGGAGACUGCGGGAACUAUGGGAUAGCUAUGGGAUAGCUACCCACAGUGCAACGCUUCAGAAAUCGACGCUAGCCCCGUAGCGUUUCCAGUUUCCAAACCUGAUGUGAUCUCACAGCUGGAACGAGGGGAAGAGCCGUGGAUCUUGGACCUCCAGGGCUCUGAGAAAGAAGAGCUUCUGAGAGGGAGUGACCUAUGUCUGGAUUCUCUUUGUCUCCCAUUGAGGUGAUGGGAUGGUGAGUGAGAAUGAGGAGAAACCCCAGCAGGAAGAUGUUGAGCAAGUAAAACCACAUGGAAUGUUAUCAGGAAGAUCCAAAGGGAAUGUUUCCGGGAGUUGUGCACUCCGAGGAAAAGCAAAAGCCUGUGAGACUCAGGACAGGCCAGAGGAAAACUUCAGUAGCCACUCAGACCUUACAACACGCGACAGAAUCAACUUGGAAGAGACACGCUACACAUGCCAUGAGUGCGGGAAAAGCUUCAAUUUGAACGCUGCCCUUAUUACACAUCACACAAUCUACACGGGUGAGAAACUUUAUGAAUGCUCUGAGUGUAGGAAACGCUUCAAUCAGAGCUCUACCUUGAGUACACAUAGGAGAAUCCACACAGGAGAGAUGCCCUACAAGUGCUCUGAGUGCGGGAAAAGCUUCAGUCGGAGCUCACACCUUAUCAGACAUCAGAGAAUCCACUCAGGAGAGAAGCCCUACACGUGCUCUGAGUGCGGGAAAAGCUUCAAUCAGAGCUCUGCCCUUAUCACACAUCAGAGAAUCCACACAGGGGACACGCCCUACACAUGCUCUGAGUGCGGGAAAAGCUUCAGUCGGAGCUCUGCCCUUAUCACACAUCAGAGUAUCCACACAGGGGAGACGCCCUACAUAUGCUCUCAGUGCGGGAAAAGCUUCAGUCGGAGCUCUUCCCUUAUCACACAUCAGAGAAUCCACACAGGUGAGAGGCCCUACACAUGCUACGAGUGUGGGAAAAGCUUCAAUCGGAGCUCAAACCUUACCAUACAUCAGAGAAUCCACACAGGAGAGAAACCCUACACAUGCACUGACUGCGGGAAAAGUUUCAGUCAGAGCUGUGCCCUGAGCGCACAUAGGAGAAUCCACACUGGUGAAAAACCAUAUAGAUGCUCUGAGUGCGGGAAAAGCUUCAAUCACAGCUCUGCCCUGAUCACGCAUAGGAGAAUCCACACAGGAGAGAGGCCCUACACAUGCUCUGAGUGCGGAAAAAUCUUCAGUCAGAGCUCACACCUUAUCACACAUCAGAGAAUCCACACAGGGGACACACCCUACACAUGCUCUGAGUGCGGGAAAAGUUUCAGUCAGAGCUCUGCCUUUAUCACACAUCAGAGAAUCCACACAGGGGACACGCCCUACACAUGCUCUGAGUGUGGGAAAAGCUUCAGUCGGAGCUCUGCCCUUAUCACACAUCAGAGAAUCCACACAGGGGACACGCCCUACACAUGCUCCGAGUGUGGGAAAAGCUUCAAUCAGAGCUCAAACCUUAUUAAACAUCAGAGAAUCCACAUGGGCAAGAACUGUAAUAAAUCCCUUGACUAGACCUGGCCAAAGGGUAUGUCUAAACUACGGGAUUAAUCUGAAUUUACGGAAUUCAAAUUUUGGAAACAGAUUGUAUAAAGUCGAAUGUAUGCAGCCAGAGUAAGCACAUUAAUUCGUCGGUGUGCAUCCAUGUACGUCGAUUUCCGGAGCGUUGCACUGUGGGUAGGUAUCCCAUAGCUAUCCCAUAGUUCCCACAGUCUGCCCCACCCAUUGGAAUUCUGGGUUGAGAUCCCAGUGCCUGAUGGGGCAAAAAACAUUGUCGCAGGUGGUUCUGGGUAUAGCCUCACCCCUCCCUCCAUGAAAGCAAUGGCAGACAACCGUUAUGCACCUUUUUUCCUGGGUGAACACAGCAGACGCCAUACCACGGCAAGCAUGGAGCCCGCUCAGCUCAAGACAGCAGUUAUGAACAUUGUAAACACCUCACGCAUUAUCAUGCAGUUUAUGCUGAACCAGGAAGAGAAAUACGAGGCAAGGAGGAGGCAGCAACAGCAGCGCGGCGAUGAGAGUGAUGAGGAUAUGGACAUGGACACACACUUCUCUCAAACCGCGGGUCUCGGCGCUUUGGAGAUCAUGUUGUUGAUGGGGCAGGUUCUAUCCGUAGAAUGCCGAUUCUGGGCCCAGGAAACAAGCACAGACUGGUGGGCCAGCGUAGCGUUGCAGCCGUGGGAAGAUUCCCAGUGGCUGCGAAACUUUCGCAUGCGUAAGGACACUUUCACGGAACUUUGUGACUUGUUUUCCCCUGCCCUGAAGCGCCAGAAUACCAGGAUGAGAGCAGCCCUCACAGUUGAGAAACGAGUGGCGAUACCCCUGUGGAAGCUUGCAAUGCCAGACAGCUACCGGUCAGUCGGGAAUCAAUUUGGAGUGGGCAAAUCUACUGUGGGGGCUGCUGUCAUGCAAGUAGCCAAAGCAAUCACUGAGCUGCUGCUACGAAAGGUAGUGAUUCUGGGAAAUGUGGAGGCCAUAGUGGGUGGCUUUGCUGCAAUGGGAUUGCCUAACUGUGGUGGGACGAUAGAUGGAACCCAUAUACCUACCUUGGCACUGGAGCACCAGGGUACCCAGUACACAAACCGCAGGGGUUACUUUUCAAUGGUGCUGCAAGCACUGGUGGAUCACGGGGGACGUUUCACCAACGUGGGCUGGCCAGGAAGGGUUCAUGACGCUCUCGUCUUCAGGAACACUACUAAACAGCUGCAGUAAGGGACUUACUUACCGGACCAGAAAAUAACCAUUGGGGAUAUUGAAAUGCCUAUAGUUAUCCUUGGGGACCCAGCCUACCCCUUAAUGCCAUGGCUCAUGAAGCCAUACACAGGCAGCCUGGACAGGAGUCAGGAGCUGUUCAACUACAGGCUGAGCAAGUGCAGAAUGGUGGUGGAAUGUGCAUUUGGUCGUUUAAAACGUUGCUGGCGAUUGUUAAUGACUCGCUUAGACCUCAGCCAAACCAAUAUCCCCAUUGUUAUUGCUGUGUGCUCCACAAUCUCUGUGAGAGUAAAGAGGAGACAUUUAUGGCGGGGUGGGAGGCUGAGGCAAAUCGCCUGGCUGCUGAUUACGCGCAGCCAGACACCAGGGCGAUUAGAAGAGCACACCAGGAAGCGCGGUGCAUCAGAGAAGCUUUGAAAACCAGUUUCAUGAUUGGCCAAGCUACCGUGUGAAAGUUCUGUCUUUCUCCUUGAUGAAAACCCGCCCCCUUUAUUGACUCAUUCUCUGUAGGCAACCCACCCUCCCCCUUUGAUCACAGCUUGCUUUCAAAGGAAAUAAAGUCACUAUUGUUUUAAAA